This is a messenger RNA of Penicillium malachiteum, 3180 nucleotides long. RefSeq lists its product as uncharacterized. Gene Ontology annotation, molecular function: ADP binding; protein binding. The coding region runs from base 1 to 3180 and encodes 1059 amino acids. The record is from RefSeq and is a predicted model, not a curated record. The transcript has 5 exons. Gene Ontology annotation, cellular component: kinesin complex. NCBI's taxonomy places the organism in Eukaryota, Fungi, Ascomycota, Eurotiomycetes, Eurotiales, Aspergillaceae.
AUGGCGCACAGAUUGGAAAUAAUUAUGGGACAUUUACUGCUGAAUUCCAUACCGUUCCAGAGCGACCAGAAACCCCCCCCUAAUCCUUUAUCGACCGUACCAUUCGCGCGCGAUCAAGAAUUUGUCAGUCGGGACACACUGCUACACCAGAUACGGGAGAAGAACUCGGUGCCAGGGUCUAGGAUAGCUCUGGUCGGGCUCGGUGGUGUGGGAAAAUCACAACUUGCCAUCGAAUACUCAUAUCAGAUUCGAUCCGAAUCACCGACGACAUGGGUCUUUUGGAUCCACGCGAGCAAUCACGCCAGAUUCGAGCAAAGUUUUCGGGACGUUGCAGAUCAGGUUAAGAUCCCCGGGCGUCGGGAACCGAAAGCUAAUAUAUUCGAACUGGUCGAAAACUGGCUGCGUGAUGAGAAGAAAGGGAAGUGGAUAUGUAUUCUUGAUAAUAUAGAUGACCCUGAACUUCUCUCUUCGCCCUGGACAGUCUCAAACAUCACUUAUGUGAAAGAACCAACGAAUGUGCCCGUGAAACCACUUUUGGAAUAUAUUCCCAAAAGCCAAAGUGGAUCUAUCAUUAUCACCAGUCGGAGCAGAGAGGUUGCGCUCAAGAUGGUGAAAUACAAUAACUUGAUUGAAGUCAGACCAAUGGAACCGUGCGAGGCGCUAGAGCUUCUUCAGAAUAGGCUUGGACAACCAGAAGUAAAUAAGGAGAGUCAAAGAUUAGUAGAAGAGCUUGAGUUCAUGCCGCUCGCGAUCGUUCAGGCGGCGAGCUAUAUCAGAGCUCGAGCCUCACGCUAUUCGAUAGCACAAUACCUCCGAGACUUUCAGGCAAGUGACCGCGAGGCAACCAAACUUCUAAGAAAAGAGGCAGAUUGUCUAGAUCGGGAUUGGGAAGCAAAGAACUCAAUUCUCGUGACCUGGCAGAUAUCAUUCGAUUUCGUUCGCCGCAGAAAGUCAUCCGCCGCGGACCUACUCUCCCUUAUUGAUGGGGAGUCAUCUGAGUCUGAUGAAAGACCCGAUUUUGAAGAUGAUAUUAUCAUGCUGAGAAGCUUUUCGUUUAUAUCCACUAGCGAGACCGGGAGCUUCUUUACUAUGCAUCGGCUGAUACAACUGACAACGCGUGCAUGGCUCAAAUCUCAGGGGAAAAUGGACCAAUGGAGAGAAAGGUUCAUCAGUAUAUUACACCAGGAGUUCCCAACUGGCGAAUAUGCGAAUUGGGGGAAGUGCCAGUCGCUAUUUCCACACGUUCGAGGUGCAUGGUAUGCCUCGGGAAGCGGCAAUGUGGCAGAUGUUAAGAGCAUGGCAUCUAAAUCAAGAGAGCAGAGAAUAAAAUGGCUGGGAGAUGACGAUGAAGAAGCAAUUACAAGUACAGCGAUGUUAGCAGAAGCGUACUUACUCGAGGGCCUAUGGAAGGAGGCAGAGCAGCUCCAGGUGCAGGUUAUGGAAGCUCGUAAGAUGAAGCUCGGCGCGGACCAUCCCGAUACGUUGACCAGCAUGGCCAACCUUGCUUUGACCUUUAUGUAUCAGGGUCGGUGGGACGAGGCAGAGCAGCUCCAGGUGCAGGUCGUGGAGACGGAAUCAACAAAUCUCGGCGUGGACCAUCCCUCUACGCUCAUGAGCAUAGCUAACCUCGCGUCAACGUGUAGCAAUCAGGGCCGAUGGGAAGAGGCGGGGCAGCUUAUGGUGCAGGUCAUGGAGACUCGCAAGAUAAAGCUGGGCGUGGACCAUCCCGAUACAUUGACCAGUAUGGCCAACCUCGCGUCGACAUACUGGGAUCAGGGUCGAUGGGAUGAGGCAGAGCAGCUCGAGGUACAGGUUGUGGAGAUGAGCAAGGAGAAGCUUGGUGCGGACCAUCCCAAUACAUUAAGCAGUAUGGCCAACCUUGCGUCAACAUACUCAGAUCAGGGUCGGUGGGAUGAGGCAGAGCAGCUCGAGGUACAGGUUGUGGAGAUGAGCAAGGAGAAGCUUGGCGUGGACCAUCCCAAUACACUGACCAGUAUGGCAAACCUCGCGUCGACAUACUGGGAUCAGGGUCGGUGGGAAGAAGCGGAGAAGCUCAUUGUGCAGGCUGUGGAGAUAAGCAAGGAGAAGCUUGGCGUGGACCAUCCCAAUACACUGACCAGCAUAGCCAACCUGACGUUGACAUAUAGCAAUCAGGGUCGGUGGGAUGAGGCAGAGCAGCUCGGAGUACAGGUUGUGGAGAUGAGUAAGGAGAAGCUUGGUGCGGACCAUCCCAAUACAUUAACCAGUAUGGCCAACCUGGCGUCGAUAUACUGGGAUCAGGGUCGAUGGGAUGAGGCUGAGCAGCUCCAGGUGCAAAUCAUGGAAGCUCGUAGGAUGAAGCUCGGCGCAGACCAUCCCGAUACGUUGACCAGUAUGGCAAACCUCGCGUUGACCUAUAUAGAUCAGGGUCGAUGGGAUGAGGCUGAGCAGCUCCAGGUGCAGGUUAUGGAAGCUCGUAAGAUGAAGCUCGGCGCGGACCAUCCCGAUACGUUGACCAGCAUGGCCAACCUUACUUUGACCUUUAUGUAUCAGGGUCGGUGGGACGAGGCAGAGCAGCUCCAGGUGCAGGUCGUGGAGACGGAAUCAACAAAUCUCGGCGUGGACCAUCCCAGUACGCUGACUAGUAUGAAUAAUCUGGCGUCCACCUAUUCACAUCAGGAUCGGUGGGAUGAGGCCGAGCAGCUCUUUGUACAGGUUAUAGAGUUGAGAAAAACGAAGCUCGGUGUAGACCAUCCUAGUACGUUGACCAGUAUGAAUAAUCUGGCGUCGACCUAUAUGGAUCAGGGUCGGUGGGACGAGGCCGAGCAGCUCUGUGCACAGGUUAUGAAUACACGCAAGACGAAGCUCGGCGUGGACCAUCCCUCCACUCUCAUGAGCAUUGCCAACCUCGCGUCUACGUAUCGCACUCAGGGGCGGUUGAAAGAGGCCGCGCAGCUCGAGGUACAGGUUUUGGACUCAAGAAAAACGAAGCUCGGUGUGGACCAUCCCGACACGCUGACGAGCAUGGCCAACCUGGCGCUCACAUGGAAAUCUUCCGGUCGCAACACCGAAGCCAUCGAACUACUACAGGCCUGUUUAAACAGGCAGAAAGAGAUAUUAGGGACUAAUCAUCUGCACACUUCAUCUAAUGCUGAAACGUUGUUGCAAUGGGAAACAGAGGCGCUGGAUAUCAAUGCCUAA